This is a messenger RNA of Cladocopium goreaui, 2365 nucleotides long. The record is from the annotation of a GenBank genome assembly. Lineage: Eukaryota; Dinophyceae; Suessiales; Symbiodiniaceae.
AUGGCAAUUCGUCUCUUCCACAUGGACCUCAAGCAUGUUGUGGCUACCUUCCUUGGACAGAGAAAGAGGCAAGCGUCAGUCCUUCCAUAUCCCUUUGUGAAGGCUGCGUUCUCAGACUCUCGGUGCGUCCGGUUCUCCAAGUCCAGCGCCUUGCAUAGAAGGAGGUACCCAGGAUACAUCAAAACAGAUGCAAGGUUUCAACGCAACAGCCUUGGAAAGAGGAGGAGGAAGAAAACCAAACAAAGGGUCCAGCAGGUCCAAGCGAAGAGGCCAGCCAAGCAAGAGUCACGAGAGAUCAGAUUACAGGAAAAGGAAGCUCAAGCAACAAGUAGAGGAAGGAAAGGAGCGGAGAAGGAAGAGCCUGUGGAAAGAGAGGGGGGAAGAAAGCCGAUCGAGCAUCAUUCCUUCCAUACUCUGAAGGCUGUGGGCUUUGAGCGUUUGUUUCUCCAAGUAGGCAGCCCGCUGACAAGCCAAACAGGGGUCGAGCAGAAGGAAAACGGAACACAUCCUCAUGCUGUGAUCCAAAAACAGGUUUCAAGUCCUUGGGUUAUCACCUUCAAGACGGCUGACCCUCAUGCGAAGAUUGCACGACUAGGAUCAGGAAUCUCAACUUUAGAGAUUUCGACUCUCGAUUGUCAGGACUGCGAAGUCCAAAAACCGUUGGCACAGAACUUGGAAGAGAAUGGUCUACCUGUUGGGCCAGGGGCGGAUGAGGGCCCAAGGAACACUUCCAUUCUCUUCAGCGUCGCAAGUGAUUGUUGCGCAUCUACACUCAAGUUUGCAGCUCUCUUAGUUGAUCAACAGGAGUUUGACUUCAAUUUUAGGAUGUAUGCCAAGAGUCCGUCCGGGACAGAGCGGGAAUUAGCAACAAUUCCCACUCCGAAUUUUGAUGAAAGUUUCCCUUUGCCGGUCCCACAGGGGUUGUGGUACCCUUAUGUGGCCAUGGCCUUGGCGCCAAAUGACUGUUUUUGCGGAGAACAGCUCAAUGGAGACUGGGAACUGAAGUUUGAGACCAGCAAGAGCGGUAGCUUGAUCGUGCCAGGCGUGGGCGAACUUGCAUAUCCAACCCUCAUCUUUGGGUUUGCUCAGCAGUGUGAUCCAUGCAAUCCGAAGAGCGGGAUCUUCGAUUCUGGGAUCUGCUGCGAUCCGGUCCAGAAUCCAGAUAAUCCCAACUAUUUCCUGUUCUGUGAAACGUGCAAUCGGGACAGUCUGAACUACAACCUUGUGGCCUGCUGCAGUAUCCCUUCGAAUCCAUUCUGCCCGUGCAAUCCUGGCAGGGAGAACUACGACCCUGUCGCCUGCUGCAAUAGCGACCCUCUUUCGGAUCCAUUCUGCCCGUGCAAUCCGGACAGUGAGAACUACAAGCCUGAGGUAUGCUGCAGUAUCUUUGACACCCCUUCGGAUCCGAACUGCCCGUGCAAUCAGAACAGUCCGAACUACGACUUUGAGGCCUGCUGCAAUAGCGACCCUCUUUCGGAUCCAUUCUGCCCGUGCAAUCGGGACAAUCAGAACGUAUACGACUUUGUGGCCUGCUGCAGUAACUUUGACGCCCCUUGGGAUCCCGAAUGCCCGUGCAAUCGGAUCAGUCCGAACUACGACCAAAUGCAGGCCAUGGCCUGCUGCAAUACGGAUCAGUUCUGCCCGUGCAAUGCGGCCAGUCAAAACUCCGACCUUGUGGCCUGCUGCAGUGACAUCAACCCUUCGGAUCCGAGAUGCCAAUCAGAUCCGUGCGAUAAUGCUCCUGAUCCUUUUUGCUGCCGUAGUCCUAAUCCUUGCUGCGAUAGUCCUGAUCCUUGCUGCGGUAGUACUGAUCGCUGCUGCGGUAGUACUGAUCGCUGCUGCGGUGACCCUAAUCCGCGUUGCUGCUAUGACAGUUCCUUGCCCGGUUGUCCUGAUGACCCAUGCAAGGACCUUUUCACGCCCGGUUGUAUUGACCCAUGCGAUUUGAAUCCGUGUAGCUGCGAGUGUGAUCCUUGCCACCCCGCAUGUCCUUUUCCAUCGCCUUGUUUCCAGCAGUGUGACUUCGAUCUGCCGUCCAACGACAUCGUGUUCGGUGGCAAAGGCCACGGCAAGGGCAACUUCACCGGCAAAGGCACUCGCAGUCACCGCAAUCACCGCAGUCACCCCAGCCCGCACUGCAAGACGCACUCCCGUGCCUGGAGCGCCUCGAGGGCCACGAAGCUCCGUGCCAUCCACGCCGCGAUGGCCAGGGCCAAUCGCACAAACCCUUGACGCACGUGACAAACCGCACAGCCCAGGCACAAGAUGCCAGGUGAGCCAUCCACGUUUGAAUUCUUGGGUGGACUCCUAGGUCAGCAUCUAGUGGUUUUACGAAUACAGAAGGGUGGCUUAAGGCCAGGCCUCC